Molecule: messenger RNA, 1902 nt
Organism: Oldenlandia corymbosa var. corymbosa
Lineage: Eukaryota; Viridiplantae; Streptophyta; Magnoliopsida; Gentianales; Rubiaceae
Source: the annotation of a GenBank genome assembly
CCCCCAAGAGAAUCGUUUUUUAUACGGUUUUUCACCUCUUUGUAAAUGAAUUUUUACUAUCUCAAAGUUUUUGCUGAGGAGUUGAACUGUUAUUGAAUCUUCAUAUUGAUUUCUACCGUGGUUGGCAUAUUUCUCUCUUCUAGUUCCAUCGCAAAUGGAGAUGGAAGAGUCAUCUUUCACAAUGUUUUUAGCUUUAAUCUAAUAAUGGACUAAAUCAAAAUUGCUCUAUUUAAUUCCAUGCUUCUUCUAUUAGUGAAGUUGCUGGAAAUCAAUACUUCUAAUGACGCAAUGUAUCUUGGGUCGCAAUGGAAACAGCCUCUUUGUAUAAUUACAAGGGCAAGGCUGUGUACAUCUGACCCCCCCCAGACCCCAACUUGGUUGGAAACAUUCUGGGUAUGUUGUUAUUUGCUGGCAUAUUUCUCUCUUUCAAAAAAAGGUAGAAGAGGAAAUUUUUCAGAUGCUUGACGAGUUUGUGUGGAAAUUUUCAUUAUUUUGCUGCUCAAACAUACAACAACAACAAGACUUAAUCCUACUGUCUGGAAGCUUUUGUUCCUUACACAGCUUUUUGCAAAUUUAUCCAAAUCCUUUUUUAUGCAGAUGCAAUGGCGUAGAUGCAGUUGGCUAAGAAGUCCCCCACUUGUAUGUGCUCAUGGUGGUGACUCCUCCAAAGCCUUCCCUAACACAAUGGAUGCGUAUCGUAUCGCUCUGCAUUCUGGAGUUGAUUGUAUUGAAAUUGAUGUUUCACGUACUUUUGAUGGGGGACUUUUUGCUCUUCAUGACAGACAGGGACUUGCAGCGAAUUUUGGGGAACAGUACGACUAAAGUUGGUCACUUGAGCACAAAGGAGAUCAAAGAACUUAAUGCCAACCAUCAUCGUGCAUUAAAGUUUCACGAUGUGUCCAUUCCUUCCGUUGAAGAUGCAUUGAAGUUGGUUUCAGGCUCAGUUCGUCAAGUAAUUUUGGAUGCAAAAGUCGGGCCUCCACUAUUUGAGAAAUCACUGUCCAAGGAUAUUAUUACUGCUGUGGAAAAUAUGAAGUGUAACAAUUGCCUUGUCUGGGCCAAAAGUGACAGUCUAGUAAGGGACAUAAUGAAGCAAUCUGCAGAUAUCGCGAUUGGCUAUAUCGUCGUGAUGGACCCUACCACAGGAACUAGAACGAAGUUGCUGAGAAUGAGAGGCGCUCAAGUAGUUGGCGUUUACCAUCCUUUGAUUGAUGAGAACCUUGUCAAAAUAGUGCACAGGUUAUGAUACACCCUUAUUCAUAUGUCCUCCUGCAGCUAUGGCCACAAGUUUGCAUUAAAUUUUCAUGCAGAUAAUCAUCAUUUGCUGUUUGUUUUUUACUAGAUACAUUUGGGGUUGGUUAUGGCAGGAGAAAAAAGAAGGUGUAUGCGUGGACCGUGGACGAGGAGAUAGCAAUGCAGAAGAUGCUAUUUGAGCAGGUGGAUGCAGUGGUGACUAGCAACCCUACCUUAUUUCAGAGGGUGAUGCAAGGCAUUAGGACAGAAUGCCUUGAGGGUGGAUUUUCUUUGUCAUCCUGAAAAAACAAAUGAAAGAUUGAUAGAUAUGAAAGAAGCUCCUCUCUGUGUAAGAUGCUUGAGGAGUUUGAUCAGACUAAUAAAUACAACCAUCAUCAAUGGAUUCUUCUUGGAACCGCCUCCAGUCACGUAAAAAGGUGUAUAAGUCAAUAGUUGAGCAAUAAACUCACUCCCGUUCCUUAGAUUUGGACCUAUUUGGGACAACAGUUUUAUCUCAGUGUCAUAUCCAUACUACCCAAUUGUAUACUCCUCUUGUCUUUAUUAUAAGACAUUUUGAUUUCUCUUAAAUUUUAUUUAUUGAUAUCUUUUAAUUAAAAAGUUAAAAUUUUACAAAUAUAAUUUCACAUUUAUUGUGUUUUUUUAAUGAUU